This is a messenger RNA of Ooceraea biroi (clonal raider ant), 883 nucleotides long. Its product is annotated as CCR4-NOT transcription complex subunit 10-B-like. Gene Ontology annotation, cellular component: CCR4-NOT complex. The record is from RefSeq and is a predicted model, not a curated record. NCBI's taxonomy places the organism in Eukaryota, Metazoa, Arthropoda, Insecta, Hymenoptera, Formicidae. Gene Ontology annotation, biological process: negative regulation of translation; mRNA catabolic process.
UGAAUUCAGUUGUAGUAUUUAGGUUUGUAUAGACAUAUAACCUCUAACGUGUAUUUGAUUAUAUUUUGUUAAGCGCAAGAAGUGAAGCAAAAUUCAAACAUAAGUUUAUGUUUUGAUUUAUUAAAUUUAUUAUUUUUAUCAAACAAUUGUUAAGUUCGUAUUACUUGCAACAAUAUAAAUAUAGGACAAAUUGUGUAUAUACUUGUGUACACAAUCUAGCAGAAGGAAGCAAAAAUGCUUACAGAUGUAAAUAAAUAAAUCAGAAAUUAAGUAAUUAUAAAAUAACUAAAAAUCCAUUAUCAUACACGCAUACACGUAUGUUGUGAAGCAAUUAUUACGUAUCACUGUAUCAUUAUGAGUGAGAGUGCAGAAACGCAAAGUAAGGAUAGUGCGGUGUCUGUGAUAACUGAGCAGGAACGUGAAUUGGCUCAAAAUGCAUUGUUGGAAUUUCAAAAAGGCUCCUAUGCAUCAUGUUUGUUAUAUUUAAAUAAAUUGGAGAGUCUUCGCCCAUGGAUCUGAAGGUUACGCAUAACAAAGUUGUUGUGGAAUAUUAUAAAAGUGAUCUGAAGAAAACUGAAUUGAUGCAAAAGAGCUUGAAUGCAAUAUGCGGUCAAAUAUCAACGAUGGAUUCUAGUGAGGCUAUUGACGAUGUCGAGAAAUGCAUCAUGAGGUACAACCAAGCUGUCCUGCUGUAUCAUACUAAGCAAUAUAACACUGCUCUUCGAGUGAUGAAUAAAUUUUUUGCCUUCAUCGAGCCGAUGGAUAAAUGUUGGGAAUGAGGAGGAUUGUGAAAACUAGGAACUGCUAUCUUCAAUAUUGCUGGACUAACGUUAUUUUCGUCAUUCGACAUGCGAUAUCCGAUAUUCAUGAUAACAAUAACAAU